Molecule: messenger RNA, 1322 nt
Organism: Xenia sp. Carnegie-2017
Lineage: Eukaryota; Metazoa; Cnidaria; Anthozoa; Malacalcyonacea; Xeniidae
Product: nucleoporin NUP42-like
Exons: 8
Coding region: 110-1267 (385 amino acids)
Molecular function (GO): metal ion binding
Source: RefSeq, a predicted model, not a curated record
UUGUCCAAUAUUAUUAUCGUUCAGCAAUGGUGGUACGAAUUAUGGAGUCCAAAUACACGUUUUUAUUCAAUUUUUGUUGAUAGGGUGAAUUUUUAAAGGAUAUUAAAGCAUGGUUAUUUGUCAGUAUUACCUUAAAGGAAACUGCAGAUUUGGUGAACGCUGCUUUAAUGAGCAUAGGAAGCCAGAUAAUCGAGGGAACCAUUAUCAGGCGGGACGCGGGAAAAAGAACUACCAGCAGGAAUUUCGCUACAACAGCAAUAACAAUCGCAAUGGAAACUAUGACAAGAGAUAUGAAACUCACGAAUCGAGGUUUAAUCACAAGGCCACGAAUUACAGCUUCAAACAAAGCAAUCACAGUAACUACCAGAGUUAUGAUCAUGUAGAUAUUGAUGAAGACAGUCAAAGAUACAGUGGACGGACACACUUCAGUAAAGAUAAGUACCAUUAUGAUGCUAGAAAUAAGAAUCGAUUCGCAACAUUGAGGCAUCAGCCUGAGCCUGAAUCACCCAGUUUCCAUGGUAACAGAUUUAGCAGUCCAAGAGCCAAUUUUCAUUCAACACCCACUCAACAUCCGAGAAAAUCUCAAGAACAAAAACUAGAAAAGAUACGAAAAGAUAUGAGGGAAUGGGAGGAAAGUGGCCAAUGGCCAUUAUCUUGUUAUUCUCCUUUAGGAAAUGAACCUUGUUUGAAUGGUCUCAAUGAUAUAUCUGCUGAAGAGAUGAGAGUUGAAGCUUAUGAAGCAAAUCACAACAAAAGUGGAUUUCGCUAUGCACAAGAAGUACAAACCAUUCUUCAAAACUACAGCCAAAGGAAACAUGAAUUGGCAAAUAUGUCAUCAUUUUCACUGGAAGAGGAAUUGUCCAACUCUUCAAAACCAGCAGUUACACUGCCACCAGGUGGAUUGUUUGGCAACCAGGACAGUUUACAUCAGUCAGCUAGUGAAAAUACCCUAGGUGGUAGCAUGGAUGUAUCAUCUUCAAGUUUAUUUAGUUCCAAUCCAUCAAGUUCAGGCAAAACGUCCACUUUUUUACCAGUUACAACAAAUUCCACGUCUACGCUCUUUCAAUCCAAUCAAGUUGAUGUACCCUUUGCUAGAUCACUGUCUCCUAUAGCUGAAGAUGUCUCCAAUGAUCACCAGACAUUCCCCACUCCCAAGUGUUCUGUUUCGUCAUUACGAUGCAGUGAAGACGAUUUGAAGGCGUUCAGGGCAGACCGUUUUAAAAUGGGUGCUGUUCCUGAAUGUCCACCUCCUUUAGAACUUUGCUGAGCAAUAAUGUGUAGUAUAUAUAAUUUGUAUAUAAUAAAGUUAUUUAAAUAUUGUA